Molecule: messenger RNA, 815 nt
Organism: Coregonus sp. 'balchen'
Lineage: Eukaryota; Metazoa; Chordata; Actinopteri; Salmoniformes; Salmonidae
Source: the annotation of a GenBank genome assembly
AUGUUGUUAGCCACGGUCCGGCCCACUUGCAGCACAACGGUAGCCUCGUAUGCUUUCCACUGUUUCAAAAUGACCUCGCCUUAUUUCGUUCAGAGUAGCGCGGUCAUAACUCGGAGCGGUAACAAGACCGUGCCCCGUGCGGGUUUAGCCACUAGGAUGGAGAGGAGAGUGCCGAGCGCUGCUGCUUCGAGGACGCACGUGAAACAGGAGGAAGAGUCGAGCAUCUCAAAUCAGAGUUUGGGACGAGACGCCUCAGGUAUGAAUAUGAUGGUUAAAAUCAGUUUUAUUAUCACAAUGUUGCCCUUCUGACAUCUUGCUGCAUCAUUGAGGGGCUUUCAGAUGGGACAAGAUGUAUCAUAAAACAACAACUAAGAGAUAACCUGUAUUUCCUCACCACUCAGCUUUUGUGCUCCCUACGUUACCUUGCAGGUAUUGGCUCCUCAGGGUUCCAUCGCCCAUCCAUCGGCCAAUCAAAAGCUGAGCCAGAUGAAGCCCCGCCCCUGCUACCCCUGGCACCCAUCCAGCGUAGGAGGAGGGGCCAGGUGAAGGUGGAAUACGAUGGGAAGGUGGAGCCUAAACACUGGGAGCCUCCUGAUUGGCGCAAGCAGCUGGGUCACGUGCGUCAGAUGAGGAGCGCCAGGGACGCGCCCGUUGACCUCAUGGGGGCGGAGAAAUGCUACGACGCACACGCCCCUGCUGAGGUGGGUGGGAGACCCCACUGGUCUCUGUCUCUCUGUCGUACACCCCCCACUACCGCUUUCCCCACCCCCCCAGCUAGCCCUCUGUCCUACCACCCUACAUCCAGCCAAUGCUAA